UAGAGCUGCUGGAUCUGAGCUGGAGAAUGUGGGAAUACUGCUGAACUGACAUAGCUCAUGAUUCUGGACCUGGACUGGACACUAUGCUGGCUGGAUAACAGACUCUUACCAUAGGCACACAGGACUGAAGAAUGAUGGCCGCUGGGAAAUUUGCCAGUUACCACAGAAACGUGCAAACGAACCAUCCUUUCCCACUGGCAUCGUCAAUGGAUCUUCUAAGCAGCAAAUCCCCCCUUGCUGAGCGGCGGGCUGAUUCGUUUCAGGAUGUAUGUAUCCAUGGCACAUUACCACGUAAAAAGAAGGACAGGACUCCCAUUAGAUCCAGUGACAUGUUCAGCCACAUGGGAACCUUGCCACACUCCAAGUCUCACAGGCUUCCAACUUCUAAAAUGCAGGAUAUAAUAGAGGAAUAUUCAUUUCAGGACAGGAGAACAGCAAUGUAUCGCAUCAGGGACUAUAAAUCUCCAGAUUCUGCAAUGGAAUAUGUCAAGUUCUCUAAGGAUCGAUAUAUUAUGGAUGGAGGGACACCUGACAAAUUAAAGAAGGAGCUGGAGGAGGAGCUGAAGCUGAGCAGCGAAGAUUUACGCAGUCAUGCCUGGUACCACGGCAGGAUUCCUCGCCAGGUGUCGGAGAGCCUGGUGAGAAGAGAUGGAGAUUUUCUGAUCAGGGAUUCAUUGUCCAGCCCUGGAAACUUUGUGCUCACCUGUCAGUGGAAAAACCUCUCCCAGCAUUUCAAGAUAAAUAAAGUAAUCAUCAGACUCAAUGAAGCUUACAGUCGGAUUCAAUACCAGUUUGAACUUGAGAGCUUUGACAGUGUCCCAGCAUUGGUGAGAUGCUACGUGGGGAAUCGCAAGCCAGUGUCGCAGCAGAGCGGAGCCAUCAUUUUUCAGCCGAUCAACAGGACUGUGCCGCUAAGGUGUAUAGAGGAAAAGUAUGGGGUCUCCCCAGCUAGACGUUUGGAAAUGGGAGCACUGGAAGAAAAAGCAGAAACCCCUAAAAGACUGAGUCUCAAUAUAGGCCAUGGCCUGACACCAGAGCAAAGCCUUAUCCGGGGAAAUCUGCUAAGAAACAAGGAGAAAAGCGGCAGCCAUCCAUCUUGCUUAGAUAACAUGCGAGAAAAGAGACGGCCACUCAACUCGCAUCAAUCAGAAAGCUACCUACCACUAGGUAACAGACAGCAAUACUUGUCACCAGGAAUGGAUGGAAGGUUAACGCCGAGACCGAACGUCUUCAGAACUGGAAGUGAACCCACUCUAAGCCCGACGGAAAUCCGGAGGUUCAGCUCCGAGGCUCACUCUGCAGAAGCAUUGAGGGGAUCAGACAGUCAACUCUGCCCUAGAGCCCCUCCAAAGCCAAGCAAGUCGCUGUAUGUGAAGCAGCCACAGUCUCCUACAAUAUGGCAGAACUCAGAAGCAAACUAUUGUGAACUGCAACCUACACCUCUAGAGGACUUUGUGUGGGCAAAGACCCAUUCCUCACACAGCAGUAUGAUAGAAAGUCAGAAAGCAGAUGAAGAGGAAUCCCUCUCUCUUAGUAACUCAGAACUGAGCUUCCACACGUUGGAGGACAGUAUAUCUCAAUGCUCUCAAACAGAACCCAAUGAGAAGGGGGGUGACGUAGAGUUUGUUAGGCCAGUAUAUGAGAAUGUAUCCUCGUUUAAUCUUAAAGACUUUGAAUCUAUUUUACUACCCCCUGAAAACAAACCCUUGGAAACAGCCUUACUGAAACGGGCCAAGGAACUUUUUACAAACAAUGACCCAAGGACUAUUGCCAAGCACAUCCUCAGAAUGGACUGUAAGGUCGCUAGGAUACUUGAUGUCUCGUCAGAGAUGGAAAAGAUGAUGGGAGUGAGCAGCGGCCUGGAACUAAUGACCCUACCGCAUGGGCACCAACUGCGCUUGGACCUAAUCGAAAGGCAUACAACCAUGGCCAUAGGGAUUGCAGUGGACAUUUUGGGAUGUACGGGUAAUUUAGAUGAAAGGGUUGCAACACUGAACAAGAUCAUCCAACUUGCAGUAGAAGUGAAGGAUUUGGGAGACUUCUUUGCCUUUACUUCCAUCAUGAAAGCACUGGACAUGCCUCAGAUUACAAGGCUGGAACGUACCUGGACAUUACUGAGGCAUCAAUAUACACAGACGGCAAUCACUUAUGAAAAACAGCUGAAGCCCUUUAGCAAAGCUAUGUAUGAAGGAGCAGGUACGAUACUCAACACACAAGAAAAUUUCACAGUCCCCCUCGUGGUGCCUGUAAUACUGUUGUUGGAGCGUCAGUCUGUCAUAUUUGAAGGAAUGGACUGGUGGGAGAACCAUGACCGAGGAUGUGAAAUAAUCUUCGACCAUUUGGAAUCUGCACGAAUUAUUGCCCAGAAUGCAGCUUUGUAUCAAAGCAAUGCAGAGCGGCUCUUGGAAGGAUUUACACCAGAUGAAGAGAUGAGUGAAAUCUUGAAGACUGAAUUCCAAAUGAGACUCCUAUGGGGGAGCAAAGGAGCCCAAGUCAACCAGGCUGAAAGAUACCACAAAUUCAGCCAGAUCUUAACAGCCUUGUCCCGAAAACUAGAGCCCUUAGCUUCUUGAAGCAAACCUGCCUCCGAUGUGUGCUGUAUAAUAGAGACUGAUUCCAGAUUUUAGCUGUUUUUGUGAACAGCUUGCUGUAUAUGUACAAUGUAUAUUUUGCCUUUGUUUUUAAAAAACCUAUAACAGCAAAUUAUUUAUUUAAUAUUACUAUGAAUUUGAUCUCCGCUACUAACUGUGUAGUAGCAUAAUGGACAGGCCUCGUUCAUAAACCUGUUCUACUAAAGUGUCGUUACUGGCCAUAGCAGUCUGCUUCCAGCUGUUAUUUUUCUCAAGCGGGUUUGAGAAAUGAAAGCUGUGGGAAAUAGUGACUUUUUUUUAACCUGGCUUAUUUUAUGCAUUAGGCCCAAAAUCAUGGCUAAAUUACCGUAGACUGCUGUUCUGUAAGUAUAACAGAUAUAAACCAAGUCCUUAGUGAAUAAUGUAUUUACCAAGAAGAAACAAUCUGUGCACGUGAACAAACGCCCCUGGAAAAGUAAACAGUUACUGAAG
Molecule: messenger RNA, 3062 nt
Organism: Bufo bufo (common toad)
Lineage: Eukaryota; Metazoa; Chordata; Amphibia; Anura; Bufonidae
Gene: BCAR3
Product: BCAR3 adaptor protein, NSP family member
Exons: 12
Coding region: 132-2573 (813 amino acids)
Biological process (GO): small GTPase-mediated signal transduction; positive regulation of peptidyl-serine phosphorylation
Molecular function (GO): guanyl-nucleotide exchange factor activity; phosphotyrosine residue binding
Source: RefSeq, a predicted model, not a curated record